Arachis ipaensis is the source of this 1123-nucleotide messenger RNA. Its product is annotated as transcription factor bHLH162-like. Gene Ontology annotation, cellular component: RNA polymerase II transcription regulator complex. Gene Ontology annotation, molecular function: protein dimerization activity; RNA polymerase II transcription regulatory region sequence-specific DNA binding; DNA-binding transcription factor activity, RNA polymerase II-specific. Gene Ontology annotation, biological process: regulation of transcription by RNA polymerase II. The record is from RefSeq and is a predicted model, not a curated record. Lineage: Eukaryota; Viridiplantae; Streptophyta; Magnoliopsida; Fabales; Fabaceae.
UGUGUUUAUGUCUAAUAAUUAAGCUCUUGCAAAGUGCAAAACCUACCUUCUAGUCUUUUAGAUUAUAAUUAGGGUAACCCUAGACAAUAAACAACCCGAAAAAAAAAAUCAAUGAAUCAAUUGGGAAGUAGAAGUCAAGCUUCUCCAUCUUCAACAAACAAGAAGAAGAUUGAGAGAAGGGUCAUUGAGAAAAACAGAAGGAACCACAUGAAGAUGCUCUACUCCAAACUCAACUCUCUUCUCCCUAGGCCCAAGGAACCGUUGCCAUUGCCUGAUCAAGUGGACAAGGCCAUAAACUACAUAAAGAGCUUGGAGGAGAAGGUGAAGAUGGCUAAGGAGAAGAGAGAGAGGUCAUUGGGAAUGGAAAUCCGAAGAAAGAGGACACGUGGUGAUUGCAGCGGUGUUGAUCGCCAAAAACCGCCACAACUUGAGGUUCAUGAAAUAGGUUCGUGUGUUGAAAUUGAAAUGACAUGUGGAUUAGAUACUCAGUUCAUAUUCUAUGAAAUCAUUCGUAUUCUGAAUGAAGAGAAUAUUGAUGUCAAGAGUGUCAAUUCCUCACUCAUCGAGAAUUCCAUGUAUCAUAUUCUUCGGGCAGAGAUUUCACCGUCUUUGCUUCAAUUCGGUGUGACUAAAGUAAGUGAGAGAUUGAAAAGGUUUGUGAAUGAACCAACCAGUGAAAUUGAAUUACAAUCUGAUUAUCAGUUGUUGGAUUUUGAGAUUGAUACUGAUGAAUUAGCGGAGCUUUUAGAUUUUUUAGAAGAGAAAUAAUAGGAUUUAGAAAGAAUACUUUUUAUCAAUAUUAGAUUAUUAGUCAAGAUUUUGCCUUAAUACUUUAUUUUUAGAAUUUAGAUCUUCUAAAUUUUAAAUUUAUACUUUAAAGAGUAAAAUGUGAUCUUCUAUCCUUAAAUGAUUUCUCUCUCAUAUUUAUUUUUGAUCUCACCUAUAAAAUAAAUGGUGAGAGAUCACACUUUACUCUCUAAAGUGAAAUUCAAACUUUAGAGAAUUCAAAUCCUUAUUUUUAUACUAUUAGGAUAUAGGGAUUAGAAUUUAGAUUUUAUAAAAUUGUUGAUCAAAUGUUGAAAAAAAAAAAUUUUUUUAUUAGAUACAUAAUAUUGUUUUUCUU